GGUUGCGUCGAGAUUCAUUCAACCUUUGGCCGUCAACGAAAGCUGCGACUGAAGCAUACUCCAUGGUUAUGUGCGUGCCGGGCGACAUGCUUGAUGGUGGAAAUCGUGAGGAUGGGAAGAUGGUGGUACAUUGCGAAAGAGAGAAGGGAAGGAAACUGGGCUGGAAACAACAAAGGAGGCAUCAUAUUUAUUUAUGCUCGGUGGCACACCACCUCCGACGACACUGCCUCUCAAGCCGCCAUUUCGAUUGGCUCAGGCUACCAACGCCGCAUCGCAGGCCCAGGGCCAGGGUGGUGGAUGCGUACAGCACCUCCUCAACUGUGGUGUCAGCGCGCCAACGCCAGGACCGUAGGUCGCGAAUAAUUUGCCGGCGGGAUUGGAUAGACACCAAGGUGGCCUAAGCAACGGU
Molecule: messenger RNA, 409 nt
Organism: Cryphonectria parasitica EP155
Lineage: Eukaryota; Fungi; Ascomycota; Sordariomycetes; Diaporthales; Cryphonectriaceae
Exons: 1
Coding region: 194-352 (52 amino acids)
Source: RefSeq, a predicted model, not a curated record